CCAAUAAAAGCGAACACAGGGAUGAUAAAGUUUAUUCACUCAAGGAUCUCCUAGAACAAAAUCCUGACUUGACAAGAUCUCUUGUAAACAUGCGUGAUUUUGAGGGAUUUACUCCUGUGGUAAGAGCAGUGCAAUGUUGCCGACUUGGCUUGGCUAGGCUUCUUAUUGAACAAUACCCUCAAUCUGUUGGGAUUCCUGACUACAAAGGUAGAACAAUUCUGCACCACAUGGGGGCUCAAGCUGUAGACCUUGUUGAUGACCUGCAAGAUAUAAUGCCGGUUUGGAAGGAUUUUUUUCAAUAUGGCGAAGUUGAUGAUCUUCGAAUUGCUCAAGAUGAAGAUGGGAACACGCCUUUACAUUACGCUAUUAGCAAUGACAAUUUUACUAAAGCCAAAUUUCUUAUGGGAGUCUGUCUUCUAUCAAAAAACCAAAGGGAAUUGGACAUUGUUAACAGUAACGGUCUCACCGUAUUUGAUCUAGUCGCAUCACGAGCCCAUAUUCCUUCCAUGAAGGAGCUGCAACCAUUGGUGAACAGAAGUCGUGUAAAAGAAACAGAAUUGAUAAAAGAAAUGAUGGAUGACGACCUCUACAUAGCAGCAAAAAAGGGUGACUUUGGAGAUUUAAUAGCAAAUACUACUGAGACUACUGAUGUAGAAAACAGGCCCCCGAGAGACGAUCAGUGGUUUUGCCGUCGAACACCAGGCGGAAGCAAUAUAAUUCAUGUAGUCCUUAGACACGCAAAUGGGAACGAUAAAGCUACCAAAUUUGUUACGACUGCUUUAAGCAAGUGGCCAAUUCUAAGCAUGCGACAGGAUAAUAACGGAGACACGCCUCUUCACCUGACUGCAAAGUGGAAGACGGGUGUGCCACUGAACUUAUUAGUAGACGCAUCAAAGGAGUUUCUAAGCAAGCUAGAUAAGGAGGAAAAAGCAUUUCAUGUUGCACCAUGGGCGGUUAAAAAUUACAAGGGCAGUUACCCAAUUCACGAGGCUUUACAAGCUGACAAUUUGGGCGCUGCUUGGGCUUUGCUUGAAUGUGAUAGGGAAGCCGCUGAUCGUGUUAAUGACUUGGGCGAGACUCCACUCCAUGCUUUCGCCAAAUAUGGCUUUUCUAUUGGUAAUUCUCUUGCUUAACAAUUGCUACUGUAUUAUUUUUCAUAAAUUGUUCAUACAUACUCUCACAUUUGCCUAAAAUUACACCGAAUUUUUGAUGAGAUGAGGUCAAUCUUUAACUAUAAUUGUUUAUUAAAACAAAAUUGUUGACAUCAUCCUUGUCCAAAAUCCACAACGGAGACCAUGAUAGGGAGAUAGAUGGUAAAAGAUAGGUUUUUUAAGUGCAUCUUUUGUUUUUAUUUAUUUCCAACACUUUAUAAUAACUAUGCCAACAACUUAAUAAUCCGUAUAAAACAACUUAUCCCCUUCAUCAGUGGCGGACCUGGGCUUGUGCCUGGUGGGUCAAGUGACUCACCAGGGCCCAAAAAAAAUUCUAAGUUUUCUUUUUUUUUUU
This is a messenger RNA of Chenopodium quinoa (quinoa), 1506 nucleotides long. RefSeq lists its product as uncharacterized. Gene Ontology annotation, molecular function: protein binding. The coding region runs from base 90 to 1133 and encodes 347 amino acids. Lineage: Eukaryota; Viridiplantae; Streptophyta; Magnoliopsida; Caryophyllales; Amaranthaceae. The record is from RefSeq and is a predicted model, not a curated record. The transcript has 2 exons.